AUGAUUUCAGAAGCACCGCCGACCGUCUCGUCGCCGCCGUACGACACCAUCGGUGCGCGUGAAUGUUCAUUUCGGAAGUGCCGACGAAUGAACGACAGUCGCUCGGUGAAUUUGUGUUAUUGCACGCUGCGCGUGCACAUCGAGCGCGACGACGCCGCGCCCGACGCGCCCGACGCGCCGCGCGCCGACUACCCAGGCCUGGACCCGGCGCCCGUGGGCAGCUACCCCGAGGAGCUGCUGGCGGUCGCUCCCGGGGGCUUGCCCUCGUGGGACGACGUCAGGGUGCGGUACGAUUACUACAAAAAGAGGGGAUACCUGAGAGGUCUCACGCUCGGUGAUUACGUGAAGUGGGAGGAGUGGUGGUACAAGUACCAGGAGUGGCUGAAGAGAGAGCGCGCCUACGAGCGCUGGGCCGAGGGCGAGGGGGGCACGAGCCGCCGCGAGCGUCGCCGGCGCGGCGGGCGCCACCGGCGCAGCUGAGGGCGCGCCGCCCCCGCCGCCGUGCUCUGCGUAGACCUGGCCGCGGGGGCCGCGCACCGCUAGUGCGCGACCCGCCACCCCCGAAGCACCGCCGACCGUCUCGUCGCCGCCGUACGACACCAUCGGUGCGCGUGAAUGUUCAUUUCGGAAGUGCCGACGAAUGAACGACAGUCGCUCGGUGAAGUGAUAUAGUGUUUCGGGUGUGAACUGACUUUUAAAAGUGAGUCUAUAUGUAUAAACACUUGUAAAACUCGUAUUGGUAGGUGAUUUCAAACGAUUGUAUCUUUACAUUUAUUUUAAUUAUAAAAUGUCUAUUUACUGAAUUGUAUAUGUACAUAAUAUAAUAUUGUAAGGGUCACACACACACACACACACGUAGAUACGUUACGAUGUCGCGUCGUCGGGCGUUGCGACAUUAUAAAAUUUCACGUCACGAUAUCGUUGCGUGUUUGUGGGGUGGCCCUAAAUCCA
This is a messenger RNA of Vanessa atalanta (red admiral), 951 nucleotides long. RefSeq lists its product as uncharacterized. Bases 1 to 480 code for a protein of 159 amino acids. The record is from RefSeq and is a predicted model, not a curated record. The transcript is spliced from 6 exons. NCBI's taxonomy places the organism in Eukaryota, Metazoa, Arthropoda, Insecta, Lepidoptera, Nymphalidae.